AUGGAUCCAUCACCUGUUGUGGAAGAUCGACCAGGCACCUCGGAUCUGGAUCUUACCUGGGACUCAGAUCAAGAUUAUGAUGAAUGCGUGUAUUACCACGAAGGAAGCGAUCUAUACGCCGAAGAUGUCGAUGCUAGAGGCGUGGUGUGCGACAUUGAUGUUGGGGAAGCGAGACCUAUCGCCCUCAAGUGCAGUAAGUUGCGGAUCCAGUUUAGGGAAAAGCUAGCCGACCUGAUCAAGGGCAUAUUGUCCGCCAAGAUGAUCAACUAUUCCAGAUCACAAUGCGACCGAGUCGAGGGGUUGCUCGAGGCAUGUGAUGAGUGGAAUUUGUCGAUCAGUGUGAUUAAGAGCUUUUGGGGAAUGCCUAGGGUGGAAUACCUUGGGCACAAGGUCUCGCACAAUGGACUGGAGGCGAAUCCGAAAGAUCUGUCUGCAUUAACUGAUCUAGCCUUUCCAGGAUCACUCAGAGCUAUGCAAUCAUUUCUGGGGAGUCUGAACUAUUAUAGCCGAUUUAUCGAAGACUACGCGAUCUACGCGUCGGUUCUGAGACGACUCAAGGGCGGAUCCAGCAAAUACUGGAAGCAGAAGGAGUAG
Molecule: messenger RNA, 594 nt
Organism: Phytophthora megakarya
Lineage: Eukaryota; Oomycota; Peronosporomycetes; Peronosporales; Peronosporaceae
Source: the annotation of a GenBank genome assembly